AUCAACACCGUAAACAGUCAGUUCUGUACGUUAAGACAGGAUUAACUUUUAAGUUACAAAAUGAUUCCGUUAACCCUCACUGCUGGUUGGUGUUGCAAAAAGUCAUCUCCCACUAAGAGAUGAGCACAUUCACUGUGGGUGCCAUGUCGCAGUCAGCUAUGUAAUCUGAUGGACAUGUAUUUGACUUUGAAGAUUUUGUUCAUUCCAGCAGCAGCAGAAUUCUUAAUGGGUGUGUAAACCUUACAACAAGAAUGCACAUGCUUGAAUAGCAAUGAAUGAACCAGUUCAGUUGUAAGAUGCUUAUCGUGUUCAAGUCUAACCUGUUAAGACUUUGGGAUCUGCAUUUAUAAGUUGAUGGUGAAAAUGAAACUGAGGGCAGUGAACGCAGAACGACUCGGAUACAACGGAGGAAGUUACACAAUGCCAAAGCCAAAACCAGUUCCUUUGCCAAGGACACAGUUUUUCCCUUCAAACAAAACUGAGGAUGACGAGCUGCCAAAAUGUAGCUCCGCUCCUCAGUCUCCCACGACAUCUUCACAGGGAGGUUUGGUCUGCCAAACUCCUCCACCGGUGUCACCAAAGAGGUGGACUGUCAAAAGGAGUUCAGGAGGAUAUGACUCUGUAAAUGGCACUCUGGAAAUAGUAAAGGUGGUUGCUGAACCACCAAGAUAUGCGAACUGUAAACCACAACCUCCUCCGCUGCCUCGGAAAUCUCCAAAAGAACAGCCUGAGACUGCAUACGAAAUUGUGGAAGUUAACUCUUUGUCGGACCGGCAGAACGAACCGAUACCCUGGAAUUCUCUGUGCAAAGACCUUAAACUAAGAGGGGAGACCGAAACAAAGAUCAUCCAAGUUAAAGCCGAACAUCUCUACAAGGCUAUCCAGCAUUACAUCUUCCUGCUGUCUGAACAUGGUGACAAACUAAAGGAACACACUGCUGAGCUGCUCUGCAUUGCUGACAACUUGGACAAGGUUUCAAAGGGGACCAAGAUUGCUGGCAUCACAGGAGGGGCCACAACUGCAGCGGGAAGUGUGGCAGCAGUUGCUGGGGUGAUUCUGUCUCCAUUCACAAUGGGAGCCUCACUGGCUCUAACUGCAGUCGGGGUUGGCGCGGCUGUGGCUGGCGGCGUCACCGGUGCAUCAGCAGCCAUCGCCAAUAAGGCAAAAGUCGAUCAGGGUAAGAAGAAAGUAGAGAAGACCUUCCAGGAGUACAAGCACCUCAUGAUGAUUAUUCAGGAUUCCUUGAAGUUCAUUAAUGAGGGCAUGGAGCAGCUGAAGCAGCAUGAUCUGUCUGUUCUGAGUGAGGCCAGGAGGGGCUCAAUGAAAGUGGCCAAGAUUGUACAACUGGCCACGACAGGAGGAGCAAGUGCCAGGGCCAUAGAGGCUAACAGUAAGGCCUCUGGGCUGAUGGAAGGCUUCGCCCUCGGCAUGGAUCUCUACUUAUCCCAAGGAAAGAACAAUCAGAAGCAAAAGAAGGGCCUUAAUUCGGCACUUGCAAAGAAAAUCCGUAUGCUAGCAGUGGAGCUAAAUAAGGGUCUGGAUGAGCUCAAGGACCUGUUCAGUGAGCAUUGUUCGGAGGAGUGAAGCAUUUCCAAAUUUUAUAAUUGAUAUUUGAAAAAAAGAGGGAAUACACUGCCUGGCAUCUAUUUAGCCAACUUCAAAGGUCAGAAUUUUAGAUGCUUCUCUGAUAUUUCUUUUUGUUUUGCUUUUAAUGUUAUAUCUGGACACAAUAUAUAUCAUCUGGAAUUUGAAUACAUUUAUUUUCAAAUUAUCUCUAUCCAUUUAAUUUGCAUUUUGUUUUUUAUGUUAAAUUUCCACCUGAGUUUUUUUAAAUAGACUUUAAAGUGCCUUUGUGUAGGAAAUGUGCCACACAGCUACACUUGCUUUACUUUGUUUUUACCUCUCCUGCUUUAAAUAUUUGGUAUUAUUGGUAUGUCACUUUGAAUGAUUGUUCUCUGAUAUAAAAAUUCAAACUGA
Epinephelus fuscoguttatus (brown-marbled grouper) is the source of this 1977-nucleotide messenger RNA. RefSeq names its product apolipoprotein L3-like. Gene Ontology annotation, cellular component: extracellular region; membrane. NCBI's taxonomy places the organism in Eukaryota, Metazoa, Chordata, Actinopteri, Perciformes, Serranidae. Gene Ontology annotation, biological process: lipoprotein metabolic process; lipid transport. Bases 355 to 1584 code for a protein of 409 amino acids. The record is from RefSeq and is a predicted model, not a curated record. Gene Ontology annotation, molecular function: lipid binding. The transcript has 9 exons.